GGACUGUGAGAAACUCCAACAAGCCCAAGACCCACACAUUCAUAUGGAGAUUUGGGCGUAUAAAUACAGGGCUGAGGCAGGAGAGAAGGCAGUUCAGACUCAACUGGCUCUUCAAACCGAGCAGGAACACUCCUAACUCCACGACUAUGGCACCCACUGUUUAUGGGCAAGCAAACUACUCCAAGGAAAACCUGACUCCGGCUCAUAAGCUCAGAAAGCCAAUGGUGGAGAAACUGCGCAGAGACCGCAUCAACACCAGCAUCGAGCAGCUGAAGUCACUGCUGGGUCCAGAGUUCCUCAGGCAGCAGCCCGACUCCAAGCAGGAGAAAGCUGACAUCUUAGAAAUGGCUGUGGCCUACAUGAGAAGAUGGCAGCAGCAUAAGCAGCAGCAGCAUCAGCAGGUCGGCUUGACCGCUGGACUGACAAACGGCACUGAUGGCUACUCCCGCUGCGUGCAGGAGGCUGUCAGCUUCCUGUCCCACUGUGAGGUCCAGACUCAGGCGCACAGGCGGCUGCUCAGUCACUUUCAGGGCCUGCAGGCGUCUGGCAAGUCCAGUCCCUGCACCCUCUCACCUCCUGGCUCUCCUCUCCAUCAGGUCAGCUCCAGUAAGAAUCAGACCGGCUGUGGUCUGUGGAGACCCUGGUAGAAUGAAGGCAACAGGAGCGCCAACGCACUGAGACUGAGAACCACGUCUGUGAAUGUCAUGGACAGAAAGUUGAAGACUUAUUGAAGUCUGUUUCCUUUUUGCUUCGGCAGAGGAAUCAUUAUUGUUGAGGUUUUGAUUAGAGAUGGACGGAAUGUCCCAGUAUUUCCUUUGGAAGGACUGAAAUGAUUCAGGUUUUUGCUAAAUAUAUACACCAUGUGUAUAUAUACAUAUGUUAUGUUAUACUCUACAUGAUUUAGAGUGAAAAUCAGACCCUGAUUUCUGUUUGUUUUGCAAACAUCCCUCAUUGUAAGACCCACAUUGGGUGAAAACUGUUUAAAUGUCUGAGACAUUGUUUGACCGAUGUGUUUAAACCACUGUUUGUCUUUGAUACUGAGUAUCACUGGCUGAUAAUGUUCCACCAGCUUGGUGCUGAUGAAUCAACUUGACAUAAAUGGAUCCCAUGGAUCCAGUUUUACUGUAAAUCUUCUUUUGAUUAUGCCUUACUGUGACUGUUAGUAACCAUUAUUUGGCCUGUGUGUGAAGAUGUGUCACUGGUGAAGUUGUCAUCGUGUACAAUAUUGAUAUUUUCCCUCGUCUUUUUAUCGAUGCCUUUUAUAAAGGAAUGUUGUAUUGGCUUGAAUCUUUGCAAAAAAAGAAACUGCCGAAUUGCUUCCUUGGGAAGUUUGACUUUGAACAUUUGAACGAAAAUAAAUUGAAAUCUUCAUGUGAAGAUUUGCAAAAUCAA
Messenger RNA from Solea senegalensis (Senegalese sole), 1392 nucleotides. Its product is annotated as transcription factor HES-5-like. The transcript has 2 exons. Gene Ontology annotation, biological process: regulation of transcription by RNA polymerase II; regulation of neurogenesis; anterior/posterior pattern specification. Lineage: Eukaryota; Metazoa; Chordata; Actinopteri; Pleuronectiformes; Soleidae. Gene Ontology annotation, molecular function: DNA-binding transcription factor activity, RNA polymerase II-specific; protein dimerization activity; RNA polymerase II cis-regulatory region sequence-specific DNA binding. The coding region runs from base 147 to 647 and encodes 166 amino acids. The record is from RefSeq and is a predicted model, not a curated record. Gene Ontology annotation, cellular component: nucleus.